AUGGCCGCCUUGCUGAGCAGACGUGCUCAUUUCCCCUCACCCUAUAGACCUGGCUUCCUUUCCAUACGACGUAUAUCCCACUUCCGCGCCAUUGAACAUACCAUCCGCUGCCAGAAUGUGCGGCAGCGGCCGGGUGCCGUCAAAGCCGGGCAUGAGAAUCAGCUCAGGCUGGCUGUGAAGCAGUACAUUCCGCUUGACAACUCUUCCCCACGGGAAGGAGAUGUCACCAUCAUCGGGGCCCAUGCAAAUGGGUUUCCAAAGGAAUUGUAUGAGCCCCUCUGGGACAACAUUUAUGAGCAACUCCGUGGCCAAAAUCGACGCAUUCGCUCCAUCUGGAUUGCGGAUGUCGCUCAGCAGGGACAAAGCGGGAUCUUGAACCAGUCAAUCCUGGGCGACGAUCCGGACUGGUUCGACCACAGUCGCGACCUUCUUUCCAUGAUCAAUCAGUUCCAAGACCAGAUCGUACAGCCACUAGUAGGCAUUGGCCACAGCCUGGGCGGGGCGCAACUGGCCCAUCUCUCUCUAUUGCACCCGUCCCUGUUUGAGGGCCUCAUCCUUUUCGACCCCGUCAUCCAGUGCGAGAACCCCAACCACAAAUACGCCCAAGCAUCCACCUAUCGCCAGGACCUGUGGUGCUCACGCGAGCAAGCCGUCGGAAAGUUCAAAUCCAACCCCUUCUACCAGGCCUGGGACCCUCGCGUGUUCGAGAAAUGGGUGCAGUAUGGCCUCCGCAACCUCCCCACGGAGCUGUACCCGGUUACGCAGGAAACAGGCCCGGCGGCUGUGACGCUGACAACGACGAAGGCGCAGGAGCUGUUUCACUUUAUGCGUCCGUCGUAUGUGGAUGAGCGAUCGGGUCUGCCGCGUGGCACGCCUGAGGAGGAUAUGCACCCGGAUGACAUUGAUGGCUCUUCGUUCCAUCGGCCCGAGCCGGCGUGGAUGUUCCGGCAUCUGCCGGAGGUGAAGCCUGCCGUUCUCUACCUGUUUGGGGAGAAGUCGGAUCUGUCGUUGCCGGCUGCGCGGCGGGACAAGGUGAUGACGACAGGGACUGGGGUGGGAGGGAGUGGUGGGCUGGCGCGUGGGAUGGUGCAGGAGGUUGUGCUUCCGUGCGGGCAUUUGAUUCCGAUGGAGCUGGUCAAGGAGAGCGCUGAAGCUAGUGCGGCGUUCCUCGAUGCGAGGAUCUUCAUGUGGGAUUCCCGAGUGUCGCAGUUUCGAAAGGCGUGGGGGAAAGUGCCUCAUCGAGAGCGCGUCCGUGUUGACGAGCAGUGGAAGAAACACAUCGGUGCUUCGCCUCGGAGGUCUAAGGUUUGGUAG
Messenger RNA from Aspergillus clavatus NRRL 1, 1314 nucleotides. RefSeq lists its product as uncharacterized. The transcript has 4 exons. The record is from RefSeq and is a predicted model, not a curated record. The coding region runs from base 1 to 1314 and encodes 437 amino acids. NCBI's taxonomy places the organism in Eukaryota, Fungi, Ascomycota, Eurotiomycetes, Eurotiales, Aspergillaceae.